Messenger RNA from Thunnus maccoyii (southern bluefin tuna), 1421 nucleotides. It is a transcript of the gene rnls, whose product is annotated as renalase, FAD-dependent amine oxidase. Bases 27 to 1214 code for a protein of 395 amino acids. The transcript has 7 exons. Gene Ontology annotation, molecular function: oxidoreductase activity, acting on NAD(P)H. The record is from RefSeq and is a predicted model, not a curated record. NCBI's taxonomy places the organism in Eukaryota, Metazoa, Chordata, Actinopteri, Scombriformes, Scombridae. Gene Ontology annotation, cellular component: extracellular region.
CGCCAUUUUGAACCCUGCAAUGGUUUAUGUUUGACCAACAGCUGUUUUGUAACGAAGGAGGCGGGUUCAACUUCCGGUCCUGGACCCAACACGCGCAGGACCGCACCGGCUUAAACCCGGUUUAUCCUCGGCGGUAUUUAGCCCGGUUCCGGUUCUGGUUCCGUGUUAAAAUGUCCCGGGUUCUGAUCGUCGGCGCGGGCCUGACAGGGAGCCUCUGCGCAUGUCUGCUGAGGAGAGAGUUUCAGAAUAAAGUGCAGAUCGUGGUGUGGGACAAAGCGCGAGGAUCAGGCGGCAGGAUGUCCACCAGUCGUCCUCCUGACGCUUCCUGUCACUCAGCUGAUCUGGGAGCUCAAUACAUCAGCGCCACGCCGGCGUACGCUCAGUCUCACCACAGUCUGUACUCGGAGCUGCUGUCUGCAGGCGUCCUGCAGCCUCUUGACGGUCUGGUUGAAGGUCUGCAGGAGAAAGACGGCAUGAAGAACUACAUGACGCCACUGGGCAUGGGCAGUGUGGUCAAACACUUCCUGUCUGAGUCAGGAGCCGAUCUGUUGUUUGAGCAUCAUGUGACCGGCCUGUACCGCCGCGGUGCAUCAUGGGAGGUUCAGAGGAAGCAGGGAAGCAGUGAGACAUUCGACGCCGUCGUCCUGACGAUGCCCGUCCCUCAGAUACUACAGCUGCAGGGAGACGUUGGAGACAUGCUGUCUGUCCAGCAGAGGCAGCAGUUAGACGGGGUCGUGUACUCGUCUCGUUUUGCUGUCGCUCUCUUCUUCCAUCCAGACGUCGUCUUCAGCUUCAGUUGGACGGCUCGAUACGUCUCCGACAACUUCUGCAUCCGAUACAUCGCAGCAGACGCCCGCAAACGCAACGCAGCGUCUCUCUGUCCAGACGCUCCCGGUCGCGGUCCGUCCCUCGUCGUCCACACCAGCGUCCCGUUCGGCCUGCAGCACCUGGAGCGGGAAAAGGACGACGUCCAGCCAAUCAUCUUACAGGAGCUGCAGAAGCUGCUGCCUGGUCUGCCUCAGCCAAUCAGCAUCAAGUGUCAGAAGUGGAGGUACUCGCAGGUGCUGACCUCUGUGCCUGACUGUCCGGGUCACAUGACCGUCCUCGACCGGCCGCUGCUCGUCUGCGGCGGCGACGCCUUCAGCCACUCCAACUUUGACGGCUGUGUGGAGUCUGCACUGAGCGUGCUCAACGUGCUGAAGGCCUCGCUGUGACGCCGCCGCAGGAAGUGAGGCGGUGCUGAUCUGUUAACGUGUCAGCUCGUUAACACGGGUCGUUAUGUCAGUAAUUAUCUUUCAGUGUCUCCACUGAUUAAAUGUUGCCUUCUUUUCUCUUUACAUUUAUAAAUGAAGAAAUUCCUCAGUGAAUGUAAACGUGUUUAUCAACUUUAUCAUUUCAUGUGAUUAAAAAGUCAAAUUAAA